UAUUAUUAAAUUAUCUAUAUUUAUUAUUAAAAUUAUUUCAUUAAUAAUAAAAUUUUCGAUAAAAUGUGUCAAGACGAAUACGAUGAAAUUAAAUACAGAAUGAAGGUCGAUGCGUAUCGAAUAUGCUUGUAUAUCUAAUUGAGAUAUAUCGGUUAAUCAUCGAAAGUUAAUAUUUCUGUCAUUAUGGGUAGUGUCCAAGCGCUUAUCAACAAACGCACCGAGAUCUUUGUAACCCCCACCAGUCUAGAAGAUCCGCCAUGUAUUCCCUGCUUCGAGGAAGUGGACAUGAAACCCGGGAAUCCCAGCAGCUUCGAGGAUCUUCACGCAAAAACCAAAGAACUCUACCCACAGAAUUUCGAAGGCGCUUACUUGCUAUUAAAGAAGACCCUAAGUAAGCACUUCAAUGUGACGUAUAAGAUUACCCUAAGUUCUGUAACACCGUACGGUCUCAAGUUUGGCGUGAAUUACAUCGGCACUAAGAGCGUGGGAUUCUCGGAGAAAUACCCGGUCAUCUCGGGCGAAAUUACACCCAAUGGCAAUCUGAGCGCCAGUUUCAUACACACGCUCGGCUGUAGAUACAGAUUCAAACUCGCGACGCAGAUCGCCGACAAGAAAUACAAAGCCUUCAGUUCUGGCCUGGAGUACCGCUCGGAUGAUUGUACGAUAGCGAUGACCUUGGCGAAUCCGGAUCUUACCAAGUUGCAUGGCACAUUGGUGCUGCAUUAUUUACAAGCCGUCACGCCGCGGAUCACUCUCGGCACCGAGAUCGCCUAUCUACGCGGCUCCCUUAUACCGGGCGGUCAACAGACGGUGAUGUGCGCCGCUUUUCGGCAUAGCACUGGUCCUACGACGUUAUCCGCCACAUUAGGCGAGGCAGGCAUUCACGUCUGUUACUAUCGAAAGGCGAGCGAACAGUUGCAGCUUGGCGUCGAAAUCGAGACGAAUACACGCAUUCAUGAAUCCAUCGGCACGAUAGUAUACCGUGUCGAUAUUCCUUAUGCGGACUUCGUCUGCCGAGGAUUCGUUAAUUCGGAAACCAGCCUGGGCGCCGUAUUCGAAAAGAAAUUAUACCCGAUUCCUGAGGCCUCGUUAAUUAUAAGCGGCUUCUUGAAUCACAAGAAGCAACAGUUCCGCGUCGGGAUCGGUCUGAAUGUCGGCUAAC
Molecule: messenger RNA, 1162 nt
Organism: Cataglyphis hispanica
Lineage: Eukaryota; Metazoa; Arthropoda; Insecta; Hymenoptera; Formicidae
Product: mitochondrial import receptor subunit TOM40 homolog 1-like
Exons: 1
Coding region: 184-1161 (325 amino acids)
Biological process (GO): protein import into mitochondrial matrix
Cellular component (GO): mitochondrial outer membrane; mitochondrial outer membrane translocase complex
Molecular function (GO): transmembrane protein transporter activity
Source: RefSeq, a predicted model, not a curated record